AUGGAUUGCAGUGAGAGAAAGGAGAAGAUUUUGGCGAAUUUGAAAGAGUCGUCGUUGGUGGUGGCACGAGGAGCACCCCCGAUUUCUCACUUAUUCUUCGCAGAUGAUAGUCUCUUGUUUAUUAAAGCUAAUCAGUAUGAGGCAGCCGAGAUUAAAAAUUGUUUGGCCAGGUAUGAAGCUCUCUCAGGACAGAUGGUGAAUUACCAUAAGUCUAGUAUUUGCUAUAGUAAGAAUACUGGUAGUGGAGACAGGGAGAUGGUGGCGCAGAUCCUGGGCGUUGUCCAAGCUCCGAAUUUUGGGAAAUAUCUAGGUCUAUCGGCUUUCAUAGGAAGAAAUAAAAAGGCAGCUUUUGCAUAUAUUGAGGAUAAGAUCAGGCAAAGAAUUGACUCGUGGAAUAAGAAACUCUUAACGCAGGCAGGAAAAGAUAUAUUAUUGAAAAGUGUAGCUCAGGACCGGGGUAUUCAUUGGAAGGCAUGGGAUAGACUGUGUAUACCCAAGAAAUAUGGUGGCCUAGGUUUCAAAGAUCUGAAGGCAUUUAAUUUGGCUAUGUUGGGGAAGCAGGCUUGA
Molecule: messenger RNA, 567 nt
Organism: Ipomoea nil (Japanese morning glory)
Lineage: Eukaryota; Viridiplantae; Streptophyta; Magnoliopsida; Solanales; Convolvulaceae
Exons: 3
Coding region: 1-567 (188 amino acids)
Source: RefSeq, a predicted model, not a curated record